Messenger RNA from Xyrichtys novacula (pearly razorfish), 2076 nucleotides. NCBI's taxonomy places the organism in Eukaryota, Metazoa, Chordata, Actinopteri, Labriformes, Labridae. The record is from the annotation of a GenBank genome assembly.
AUGCGAAAAACGGUACAAAGAAUCGCAGGAGGUCAAGUCAAAUUGGCCCAAGAAGAGGCCUGUGAGCAGGCAGAUAGCAUGCCCAGAGGAAAUUGGACAGGAUCUGGCCAUGAAUGGUGGUGGGAGGAGUGGGCCAAGAGCAUGUCAAGUCUCGAACAAAGACCAAUACAUGCGUGGGAAGUUAGAGAGAUGGUGGAAAACCUAAAAGACGGUGAAUGCUUGAGAAUUGCGGCACCACAAAGGGAACAGGCCGACAAGCAGGCAGAUAGCAGGCCCACAGAGAAUUGGACAGGACAUGACCGUGAUUGGUGGUUUGAGGGUUGGCCAAAGAGCUGGUUAGAACCUGAACAAAGUUCUAACCAGCUAUUUGAGGAUUGGCCAGAGAUGGAGGAGAUCUCUGGAGCAACACCCGAGAUGGAGGAGAUCUCUGGAGCAACACCCGAGCUGGAGGAGAUCUCUGAAACAAAACCCGAGAUGGAGGAGAUCUCUGGAGCAUCACCUGAGAUGGAGGAGAUCUCUGAAGCAACACCCGAGAUGGAGGAGAUCUCUGAGGCAUCACACAAGAUGGAGGAGAUCUCUGGAGCAACACCCGAGAUGGAGGAGAUCUCUGGAGCAACACCCGAGAUGGAGGAGAUCUCUGGAGCAACACCAGAGCUGGAGGAGAUCUCUGAAGCAACACCCGAGAUGGAGGAGAUCUCUGAAGCAACACCCGAGAUGGAGGAGAUCUCUGGAGCAUCACACGAGAUGGAGGAGAUCUCUGAAGCAUCACACGAGAUGGAGGAGAUCUCUGAAGCAACACCCGAGAUGGAGGAGAUCUCUGAAGCAUCACACGAGAUGGAGGAGAUCUCUGAAGCAUCACACAAGAUUGAGGAGAUCUCUGAAGCAUCACCUGUGAUGGAGGAGAUCUCUGAAGCAACACCAGAGAUGGAGGAGAUCUCUGGAGCAACACCCGAGCUAGAGGAGAUCUCUGAAGCAAACCCCAAGAUGGAGGAGAUCUCUGGAGCAACACCCGAUAUGGAGGAGAUCUCUGGAGCAUCACCCGAGAUGGAGGAGAUCUCUGAAGCAACACUCGAGAUGGAGGAGAUCUCUGAAGCAUCACACGAGAUGGAGGAGAUCUCUGAAGCAUCACACGAGAUGGAGGAGAUCUCUGAAGCAACACCCGAGAUGGAGGAGAUCUCUGAAGCAACACCCGAGAUGGAGGAGAUCUCUGAAGCAUCACUCGAGAUGGAGGAGAUCUCUGAAGCAUCACACGAGAUGGAGGAGAUCUCUGAAGCAUCACUCGAGAUGGAGGAGAUCUCUGAAGCAUCACACGAGAUGGAGGAGAUCUCUGGAGCAUCACUCGAGAUGGAGGAGAUCUCUGAAGCAUCACACGAGAUGGAGGAGAUCUCUGAAGCAUCACACGAGAUGGAGGAGAUCUCUGAAGCAUCACACGAGAUGGAGGAGAUCUCUGGAGCAACACCCGAGCUGGAGGAGAUCUCUGAAGCAUCACACGAGAUGGAGGAGAUCUCUGGAGCAUCACACGAGAUGGAGGAGAUCUCUGAAGCAUCACUCGAGAUGGAGGAGAUCUCUGAAGCAUCACACGAGAUGGAGGAGAUCUCUGAAGCAUCACUCGAGAUGGAGGAGAUCUCUGAAGCAUCACACGAGAUGGAGGAGAUCUCUGGAGCAACACCCGAGCUGGAGGAGAUCUCUGAAGCAUCACACGAGAUGGAGGAGAUCUCUGAAGCAUCACUCGAGAUGGAGGAGAUCUCUGAAGCAUCACUCGAGAUGGAGGAGAUCUCUGAAGCAUCACUCGAGAUGGAGGAGAUCUCUGGUGCAACACCCGAGAUGGAGGAGAUCUCUGAAGCAUCACCCGAGAUGGAGGAGAUCUCUGAAGCAUCACCCGAGAUGGAGGAGAUCUCUGAAGCAUCACCCGAGAUGGAGGAGAUCUCUGGAGCAACACCCGAGACCACUGAGGAAACACUUCAGAUGAAGGUCUCCUGGUGGAGGAGAUUUAAAAAGGCAUUGACUCCUAAACAUCGGCGCCAGUACAAGCAGCGGAGGUCGAAACAGGAGAUGAAAACUACAACCUCACCCUAA